GUGCAUAUAGUAAUCAAUGUAGUCAACCCUACAUUUUUCAACAUUCAUAUACUUUCCUUUUAUUUUUAUUUCUGCCUAGAUGUUUUUAUUAUGUGAAUAAUAAAGAAAAGUCAUGUACACCAGUAUAUAUAGUAACAGAAACAUUAACAUAACAAUACAGCAAAAAAAAAAGUAACUUUUCAUUUAUCAUCUCUAAUUUACAAAACAUUAGUACAUAGCUUUCUUUUGUUGUGAUUGAUAUAUUGAUCAUGGCCAACAUAUCAUGUUCUCAUUUCCUCAUACUCAUGCUUGUGUUAUCAGUAUUUUCAGUGGUUGAGAAGGCUAAGGGAUAUCAAACUGAUAAAUAUUGUACUAUAAUCCUUGAUCCAAGAACUCCAUGUGAUCUUGUUGACUGUCGUCUAAACUGCUAUUCGGGGUACAAUGGAGUUGGAAAAUGUAUUGCAUCCAAAGCCGGUAGAACUCCUAAUUGUGUGUGUACUUAUAAUUGUUAAACUGACAAAAUCAAAAUAAUAAUGUUCUAUAAUUAAGAAAAUAUUUUCCUUAAUAAUCUAUAUGAAUAAAAAAAUUUGGAAGUUCUUCAGCCCUUCUUAUAGUUGAAUACGUAAUUAUCUAUAUAUACAUUUUUGGUGAAGAUUUGGCCUCAAAAAUCCUUUUACAAUUUCAAUAUUGUACAUUUAGUCCGUACAAAUAAAAUCUGGAAAAAAUAUAUGUCUUAAUCAAAUUUACAAAUCAAUAAAUAAACUCUUAAAACAUUUCCUAUUUUUAUGGUUACGAGAUAUCAAAUCCUAACAUAUGGAAGUCAAAUAUGCGAAAUUAAAACAAUUGAUUACCAUAAUUUCGGGAUUUACCUAUUAAAUAUAAACUAAUAAGAACAGCUAAUCCUAAUCAAAUCUUAAUUACCAUUGUUUGAUAAUGCUGUGAUUUUACGUACUUACCAUAACUACUCGAUAUCUAAUAAAAUAAAUAUUCAAAAUUUAAAUUCAUAUCUCAUAUAUAAAGAAACUACCAAUUAAACAAAUAGUCAACAAAAUAUUACGUACGAAUAAAAAUAAGCUAUAUCCGAUCAAUUGCUAAUUGCCAUUUUAAAGAUAUUACGACCUUUCCUUACCUAUAUUCGACCAAUUGCUAAUUACCAUUUUAAAGAUAUGUGAUUUGAUUCCCUUACCUAAAAAAUAAUUAGUUACGAUUUUAUACAUAAAAACGAUUUUAUAGUAACAAACAAAACUCAUAAAUAACGAAAUCGGUCCUCAAAUAUUUACCUAAAAUAUCGACAUUAAUUUUAGAUUUGUUUUAUUUAAGUAAAGAUUUGGAAAUGAAUUUCGGUCCUUAAAUAUUUGCCUAAAAUAUCGACGCAAUCUUUUCAAAAAUCUCAACAAUUAUAGCUACAAUCCCGAAUUUAAAGAAAAAUAGAAACUAAUUACAACAAUCCAUCUAACAAAUGGCAUAUUCCUUACAUCUUCUUUCGUUUACAAUUAUACUUUAUACCAUAUUUAAAGAAUAUGCAUAAUAUAAUUUAUGGAGUAAAUUAUAAUAGUUAGCAUUAAUUUCAAAUUUUAAUAUUUUCCAAAUUUUGAGCUUGAUCACCAAGAUUUUCUCGCUUUACAAUCAAACCUAACCAUAAACAUCUACAGUCUCCUAUAAAUAAGAUUUUCUCACUUGAUUGAUCGUGAAUCACCAUCUCAAUCUUUAUCUUCCUUUUCAUUUGAUUGUGAUUUUUUAUUCAAUCAUAUAAACUUUGCUCCCUGAAUGUUAUAUGAUUGUAAGAGUUUACUCCACUUCGUGGAAUCUACGAUGUCAUAUUGGUUCAAUUGUGGAUUAGACAUCUUUACUUCUAAUUAUCUCUGUUCCAUGCAAUGACAAAAUCUAAUCUUUUUUUUCUCUUUUGCUUUGCAGGUUUUUACCAACCAUUUGAAGAAGAUGAACUUGAACAGAGUCUUACAAUCGACAUAAUGCUAUCCUCUGAAUUGACCGUAAGUUAAUUGGCAUGCAAUGAAUGUUAUGUUGGAGUGGCAGGUCUAUAUGAAAUUUUUUUAUAGGGGCACACUGUUUUCUUUAUAACUAAGUUUUAAUUUUUCUGUUUGUGUCAGGUUGUAUGUAAAAUUGAAUGGGAGUUUCACAAACUUGGGGUGUGCGUUUGGAUUUUCGGUAACCACAAAACUUAAAAUCACUUCUUCAUUUAGUUCAAGAGAGUUCUAUUAGUAAGAGUGUUCAAGAGAGUUCUAUAUUUUCUCAGAAAUUUGUCAUGGCACGUAUUCGAGCAGAAAUGAAAUCUAAACGAGAUGUAAAAAUGUAACAUGACUGUGAAUCUGUGAUAAUAAAUGUAAGCUAAAUUUAUGUGAAUCUAUUUGCACGUACAAUAUUAUUCUUGCAGCCAAAAGAAGCUCGAAUGAAAGCAAUAGAAGUAUUCUUCGCUGUCUCUCAUCUUUGCGACGCUUCCGCUUUGCCUGGCUCAAUUUUCUACUGGUCUUGGCGUAAGAUUUAUCCGGCUCAUUCUCUGACUUAAAUCACUUUUACGUUUCUAUGGAUUAUAAUAUGUUGAUUGUAGCAUUAAGUUGAAGUAAGGAGCUUCUCAGAGGAGUCAAUAAAGGCUCUUGCAUCAAACAAUGAAGGAACUUACAUAGUUGGUGGUGGAUCCUUUGGAGAUAUUUAUAAUAAGAUUACAAUUGGGAAGUUGCUUAAGUAGCCUUUUGUCAUGAGUAGCAUUAUAGAAAAGUGGAGGUGCAAUCUCAUCUUUAGAAACCUAAUAUACGUUGACGUUAUGGUUAUUGCUAUGAUCAAAGUUUUGGAUGUUUUAACAAAUGGACGAGGAAAGACAGAAAAAGGAGAAGAGAAGGAAGUUCUUGAGUGGGCUUUCACUUCAGAGACUCAAGAAGACAAGAACGAUUCGAGAAAUCAUUUUGGUAGCCUCACGGGUAAACAUGAACAAAAAGAAGCAGUGUACACCGUUUAAGCGAUUUGCAGUGGAUGAAAGCGAUGGAGAAUGAAGAAGAAGAUGCUUCAAAAGUCUAAGAAACGAAAGAGAAGGGACACAAAGACACCAACGAGUAAUGGGUCAAAGGCAGAGGCAGAGUCGAGUGAAAGCAAAAAGGAAAAAUAAGAAGAAGAAGAAGAAGAAGAGACAAAGGAGGAGAGUGGGAAAGAGAGUGCAGAAGAAAAUGAGAAGCCAUUACAUAGUUGGAAAACUUAUAAGAAGAAACGGUCCAGAUACUCUGUUAUGACUUCUUCACCUAACUCUAGAGGUAAAGGUAGUUCAAACGGAAGUAAACGAAACUAAGAAUAAGGCUACAAGUAUUAGGCAUUUAAGUUGGUCUACAAAUUUUUUGCACUAAGCCAUUUCUCAUAAAUAUGUGUCUGUUUUUGUUUUUAAUUUAAA
Arabidopsis lyrata subsp. lyrata is the source of this 3373-nucleotide messenger RNA. Its product is annotated as putative defensin-like protein 158. The transcript is spliced from 4 exons. NCBI's taxonomy places the organism in Eukaryota, Viridiplantae, Streptophyta, Magnoliopsida, Brassicales, Brassicaceae. Bases 249 to 491 code for a protein of 80 amino acids. The record is from RefSeq and is a predicted model, not a curated record.